Molecule: messenger RNA, 4383 nt
Organism: Podarcis lilfordi (Lilford's wall lizard)
Lineage: Eukaryota; Metazoa; Chordata; Lepidosauria; Squamata; Lacertidae
Source: the annotation of a GenBank genome assembly
AUGGGCGAGCCCCAGGAGGGACCUGGGGGGCUGCGGGGCUUCUCCCUCGACAAGGAAUUCCUGCGCUCCCCCAAGGGGGUGGUGAUGGAGGCAGAGCUGGUAACGGAAGACCCCCACCCACCGCACCCUCCUUCUCCUCCUUCCCUGCUCCCCCCUGUUUCUAACCCCCCCCCCCUCUUUUCACCCAACACUUUCUCUCCAUCCUCUAAGUCGGUGGUGCCAUGAACUAAUAUUUUUUAAACUCCGGAGUCUGGAUUUAAAAUGGUCUUUUGGGGAAGCCCCUCUCUGAACUGCUCAGGGGUCAUGUUUCACUUAGCUAAUUCAGAAGUGGGUCUGCCAAUCCUGCUGGGGGGUUUUAUUUGUGGGGGGUGGGGUAUGGUCCGGCUCGUUCUUUUGCGUGGGGCCCUAUCCUGGUGGCCCCUCUCUCCUUGCUUUCCUUUCCUUCUGCCUUUCUUCAUUCAUUUGAUUCAUCCCUUCCUUUUAAGGACUUUGCCUUUUUUCUUCUUCCCCGCUUUCCCCAAUCAUUCCUCUUUCUUUGCAUAAAACUAAAGAAUUGGAGAGUUAGAAGUCUCGUCUAGUGCAACCCCUUGCAGUGCAGAAACCUCUGCUUUUCUUAAUUCCUCCUUCGCAGACCUCUCCCCCCUUCCUUUUUCCUCUGUUUGUCUUUCAGUCCUUCCAUCUGGCUGGCUUAAUUUUCAUUCCCUCUCUGCUAAUUCCUGUGAAUCCCGUGAAUGCCUCUCUCUGCCUUUUUUGGCUCCCCUCCAUUCUUUGGGAGGGGGUUCUCCUCUUUGAUGGAGGCUUGGGUGGGUGGGGGUCCACUUCUUUAUCCAAAAUGUAUAGCCCAGAGCUGGGGUAAGGAAGACAGUGGGUUUAAGGCAGGGACUGUGGGGGGAAAGGGCUUAUGGGAGAUUUUAUUCCAAAAGUCUGUGCAGUGGGGUAGAUGGAGAAAUGAGAGGAGAAUAAGUUUUUGCUUUGAACAAAACCACUAAUUUUCCACUGGCCCUGAGCACAGGUUGGUUAUCUUUGUGUAUACACCAUAUACACAUGAUUAUCAUUAUUAUAUAUAUUGAUCUAUAGAAUCCAAAAAACGAAAGCACAGGUCUGUGCGAGUGUCUGGAUCCCAUACAUUCAAAGUUUCUUUUUUUUUAAUCCUCUUUAAAAAAAUCAAAUUGCUUUGAUUUUGAUCAUGGUCCCCUUUCUAAUUAUGGACCACACUCCCAUUCCUUCUUGAUAUAUUUUAUUAUCAGCUCAGUAAAUCACAUAGCUAGUUCCAAUACUUCUUAUUGACAAUUACGACAACUUUUCUUUUUUUAAAAAACCACACAUUUUUUCUUUCGUUUCUUUUCUCUAAAACUCGUUUGCUCUUACAGGUAUUAAAUUUCAAUUCAAAUAUUUGGGGGGGGGGUGGAAACCAAAUAUUUUUGGGGGCACUUGUGGGUGAGGGGAGAGCAGCCAAAAUGCAGAAUCAUAGAAUUGGCAGAGUUGGAAGGGACCCCAGGGGCCAUCUAGCCUAACCCCCUUGCAGUAGAAGGAUCACAGCUAAAACAUCCCUGACAGAGAGCCACUCAGCCUCUGCUUAAAAACCUUCAAUGGAGUGGAGACCAUGGCAGUGGGGUCCGCUUUUGAGUUCUCCAGAAAUCUUCAUGGGGGAGAUGUCACUCAAAGCAGGGGGGAGCGUUUCACUUGAAAGGUAUUUUAGAAGGAUGGAAGUGGUGGGACCAGUUUCUGCUGGUUUUUUUUUACCCAAAGGAAAAGUUCCAAAUCUGCAACCCUGAGCGCAGAGCUAAGAGGAGAGAUCGUAAAUCCAGAGCAAAGGUGUGGAAUUUGUGUGUGUGUGAAGAUGAAAUCAGGCUACGAAUUAUGCCAUCUGGGAUCGUGAAUUGCUGGGAAGGAGUGUGUGUGUGUGUGUGUGUGUGUGUGUGUGUGUGAAGAGUCCAUCUCAAAAGAGUAGGAUUAUAUUUUAUAUAUAUGAAAGUGAGCCCCCCUUGGGAAUGCACGUCACACUUCUCCUUUUGCCUCCCGCUUGCCCCCUUCCUCCAGGGCCUCUGCUUCCUGGUCUUCCUGCUGCUCACAGCUUCCAUUUCCGCCUACAUGGGUGCAGCCCUCCUGGAAGUGCUGGUGACACUGGCAUUCUUGGGACUGCGGGCGACGCACUACUACGAGCGCCUGACUCGCGUCAACUGGCCCUGCCUGGUGGGUAGCCAUGCUUUCCCCAUAAUCUCCUUUGCAGCACUUAGUCAUGCUCCCCGCGGCCAAUCUCUUGCCGAAAGAGGCACUGGAGUCGACUGAGCAACACCGAAGCAUAUUGACAUGCCUUCCCCUGUGCCAGAUUUCCUUCUCGUGCUGCGGCAGGACUGUAGCUUUGUCUGCCUUCCUGGAUUGGAUUUUGCCAUUUGCACGCUUUCUGAUACAGUGGUACCUCAGGUUAAGUACUUAAUUCAUUCCGGAGGUCCGUUCUUAACCUGAAACUGUUCUUAACCUGAAGCACCACUUUAGCUAAUGGGGCCUGCUGCGCCGCCGCUGCACGAUUUCUGUUCUCAUCCUGAAGCAAAGUUCUUAACCCAAGGUACUAUUUCUGGGUUAGCAGAGUCUGUAACCUGAAGUGUCUGUAACCUGAGGUACCACUGUACUGGUUUCAACUGGUCUUCUCGCCUGCCGCUCAGGCCUUGAUGACCCUCCUCUCUCCUCCCACCACAGGAUUUCCUUCGCUGCAUCAGCGCCGCAAUAGUCUUCACGGUAGUGGCCUUUGCCGUCAUUGCUGCCAGCCACGAGGGAUCUGCCGUGUCUGCUUUUGUGAGUUAUCAACCCUCUCCCUAAAAACUCCCCUUUCUGGCCACGCCCCUUAUCGGAGCCCCUCCCCAAGGGGCGUGGCAUAUAGACAGCCAACCCACUGCAAGGCAGGACUGUGUGGGUUCUGUCAGAGACCUGGCUCGACCUAAGAUAUCCUUCCAAAUGUGGGGUGCUUGAGGGGUACGACCCCCCAAAAAAUUCCACCUUCCCCCAAUCUGUUAUCGUUCCCUCCCCUCCUGCCUCCUGCCAUUCACUCACAAUUCUUGGUCCCUUCGCAGGUCUUCAGCCUGAUUCUCAUUGCUGUCUUCUGUUUCGAUGCCUACAAAACAUACAGGGCAGAAAUGGGGGCAGACCAGGGUGAGUGGCGCCGGGGAGAGGGGGCUGCCAAGGGUGGGUGCAAUGGUGGCAUGGAUGAAGUCUGGGGCAGAAAAACGGGGGCCUCCCUGGAGCGGUGAACUGAACGAUCGGCAUUUUAUACCGAAUUUAAGAGGGCAGGUCCCUGCCCCACUGAGCCUACAGUCUGUUGGAUUUUUAAUGUUUUUGUACAAAGUUUUUUCUCCUUUAUAAAUCACGUUAAUUUUUACUUAUUAUAAUGUAUCACAUCUACUAGUUGUGGUUCAUUUUUUUGAAUUGAAGGCUUGUGAAAUAAGGAGCCUACAGUCUAAAGUUUGACACAGGGGAAACAGGGGAAAGGGAGGGAAGUGGAGCAGGUGGAUCAACCGAGAGGCAGCGUGUCAGGGGUUGCCAACAGUGUGCUCGUGGGCGCAGCGGUGCUCUUGAGUUCUUCCCCUGGUGCCCAUGACACCCCUGAGCCCUUCCUCGCUGCCCCCUUGCUCAUGGUGGUGGUGGUUACCUAGGAUUACAUAGAGUUGAAGGAGGAAGCUGGAAGAGUGACGCUCUGUCCCAUUUCCUCUUUCAGCUCUAUGUGCUUUUAAGGCUCAGGUCAGUCCUGCCUGAUGCAACAUUUAACGUAUAUUUCGCUCUAUAAGACGCACCAGACCACAAGACGCACCUAGUUUUUGGAGGAGGAAAUCAAGAAGAAAAAUAUUCUGAAUCUCAGAAGCCAGAACAGCAAGAGGGAUCGCUGCGUAGUGAAAGCAGCAAUCCCUCUUGCUGUUCUGGCUUCUGUGAUAGCUGCGCAGCCUGCAUUCGCCCCAUAAGACGCACACACAUUUCCCCUUACUUUUUAGGAGGGAAAAAGUGAGUCUUUUGGAGCAAAAAAUACGGUAGCUAGAUCAUUUGGAAAAGCAGAGUGUGCAUGCCUGCAUUCAUUCUCUCUCUCUUUCUUUCUCUCUCUCACUCAGCACCUGCAAUGCAACAAUUUUUUUAAACUUCCACCAUGUUGCCUCCUGCUCUCCUUUUCUCAGAACUUAAAAAGCCCCCAGAUGCUUCACCCUUCCUUCACCGGGUUUACUCUGAGUAGGGCUAGCAGCAUUGAGCUUUGGCCAAGAGAGGGACAGAGAGGAAAGGCAGACCCACAGAUGACAAUGUACAACUUGCUGUCCUCAUGGCAGGGUUGACUCUCCUCUGACCCAGAGAGGCAACUGACCUUGUUAACGCUCUUUCUCUCUUGUAGACCCAGAUCUGGGCUGA